GUGAACACAGAAAGUGGUGUUGGGAAAGGAAGCUCAAGUUGGCAUCAAUCUUCAAAUUUCCACCGACUUUCGUUGAAGUUUUAAACAUCAAUCCAGCUGGCCCCUCCCCCAUUGUGCCUUUAUUUGAUAGUUAUUACUUCUGCGUUUAUUACCUCUUAAUCCUAUCGUUAGCAAAUGUACCCCGCUUCAAAUCCUGGAAAAAUCACUUCAAAGAAGCUCAGUCGUUUUAUUUUUUAUGAGCCCAGAGUAAAUAAAGCCUUUCAGGCUAACAUUCCCGGGUAUUUUUUUGUGCUGUGAUGGUUAUACAGCAACUGUCUGGUAAAUUUUUGCCAUUAGUUGCCGAAAAAUGCUCAGCUUUGUAACUACGUUUAUUGUUCAGCCCUGGCUAUCGAGCUGACUUCCUUAUCAGCUUUAUCGAUUUUUCCUUUUCCCCAUUUUGCCAAAACCAGAGGCAAAGUUCAAUAUUCCGCCACGAACUUUAAUGUUAUCUUGUCCCAACUUUUCCCCUUUCAGCUUUGGCUUAACAUAGACGCAGUCAAAAAACAGCCUUUGAAUCUACGUCAACAAAAAUUGUCAAAUUGCCUACUUUUUUCCAUUUUGCAUAAGUGUGAACUAUCAAUUAUUUACAUUGUCACUUGUCAUUUUAAAAACUACUCUACUCGUAAAAGCACUCGUUAAUUAAACUUGACACAAAAAUGUCCUCAAAUGAGUCUGUUUUGGAUAUUGGGAUUACCAAUGUUACUUCAGGCGCAGAAGAAGAUUUUCUCCUGUCCGCG
Symsagittifera roscoffensis is the source of this 776-nucleotide messenger RNA. Its product is annotated as substance-K receptor-like. Lineage: Eukaryota; Metazoa; Xenacoelomorpha; Acoela; Convolutidae. The record is from RefSeq and is a predicted model, not a curated record. Gene Ontology annotation, molecular function: tachykinin receptor activity. Gene Ontology annotation, biological process: G protein-coupled receptor signaling pathway. Gene Ontology annotation, cellular component: plasma membrane.